AUGACUACAGUAGGCAAAACAAAGGGAAGACGAAGGAGAGGACGUAAGGAGAAGCCGUGGUGUGAUCAAGAGAUACUGGACGCGAUUCGUGAGAGGAAGAAGCUAUGCCGCGCACUGCGGAAAGCAGUCAAGAACAAGACAGAGUGCAAAGAGGAGAAAGCGGCCUACGAAAUCCAACAGAUGAAAACCAAAAGACUAAUAAGCCAGAAAUUAGAGCAAUACUACAGAAGGAUAGAAGAGGAGGUACGCGAGUCGGGACGGCAAAAUGGCCAAAAGUUCUGGAAGUAUAUUGAAAGUAUGACUACGCCAAAGAAAGCAAAGACGUCUGAAAUCGCACUGCGCGAUAAUCAAGGAGGGAACAGAGAAAAACUAAUACGGAAAGAUGACAUCGAGAAACAUAUGACGCGAUAUUUUAAUCAACAACAAGAAGAAUUACGGAAACGAACGUGCGCAUCAAAGCCUUGCACCCUUAAACCCCACGAAAACAAGCUGUCCCACAGUGAACAAGAAGAUAUUCUAAGAGCGAUAGAAGAGGAGGAACUUACAAAACAUCUAAACAAACUCAAGAAAGGCAAAGCAACAGGUCCAGAUGGAAUACCAAACGAAUUCCUAAAAGUACUAGGGCCUCGCAGCAAAGAAAAUCUAAGAAGAAUCUUCAAUAAUAUACUAGAGAGCAAAGAAAUUCCUGAAGAAUGGAACCACAGCUCGGUUAGAUUGUUAUAUAAAGACCAGGGUAAACCAAAAGAUGACCUUAAGUCAUAUAGACCCAUAACUCUACAAAGCAACAUCGCGAAAUUAUUUUCCACCAUCAUCAACGACAGGAUAACAAAGACAUAUGACCAGCAUCUGACCGAAGCACAGAACGGCUUCCGAGAAGACAGAAGCGGCAGUGACAACCUCUUUAUAAUCACUCAACUGAUAGAACUGAGUUUACAAUCAGGACAAGAACUAUACGUGGCUUUCCUCGAUCUGGAAAAGGCUUACGACGCCGUACCGCAUGAAGUACGCACAAAAUAUGUACUCAAACUGCUAUAG
This is a messenger RNA of Ornithodoros turicata, 1035 nucleotides long. RefSeq lists its product as uncharacterized. Bases 1 to 1035 code for a protein of 344 amino acids. The transcript has a single exon. NCBI's taxonomy places the organism in Eukaryota, Metazoa, Arthropoda, Arachnida, Ixodida, Argasidae. The record is from RefSeq and is a predicted model, not a curated record.